This is a messenger RNA of Neltuma alba, 3022 nucleotides long. RefSeq names its product heat shock 70 kDa protein 15-like. Bases 134 to 2713 code for a protein of 859 amino acids. NCBI's taxonomy places the organism in Eukaryota, Viridiplantae, Streptophyta, Magnoliopsida, Fabales, Fabaceae. Gene Ontology annotation, cellular component: nucleus; cytosol. Gene Ontology annotation, molecular function: ATP-dependent protein folding chaperone; ATP binding. The record is from RefSeq and is a predicted model, not a curated record. The transcript has 10 exons. Gene Ontology annotation, biological process: protein folding.
GGUCCUUCUGUCGUCUAAAGUUUCAGAUUGUUCCAGAACCUCCUACCUUUUCCUCAUCUCUGGGAUCGCUACGCCAGGUAUUCUUCUUGGCUGGCAGACCUAAUUCUGACGGAUCAAUUCAGUUUUUGCGACAAUGAGCGUGGUCGGUUUUGAUUUUGGUAAUGAGAGCUGUAUUGUUGCUGUUGCGAGGCAGAGAGGGAUUGAUGUUGUGCUCAAUGAUGAGUCCAAACGAGAAACUCCGGCAGUUGUCUGUUUUGGUGACAAACAACGGUUUAUUGGAACAGCUGGGGCUGCAUCUACAAUGAUGAACCCAAAGAAUUCAAUUUCACAGAUCAAGCGACUAAUUGGUAGACAAUUCUCUGAUCCAGAGUUGCAGCGGGAUCUGAAGUCAUUGCCUUUUGUGGUAACUGAAGGGCCUGAUGGCUAUCCAUUAAUUCAUGCACGGUAUUUGGGUGAAAAUAAAACGUUUACACCAACACAAGUGUUGGGAAUGGUGUUGUCAAAUCUCAAAGGCAUAGCUGAGAAGAAUCUGAAUGCAGCUGUUGUUGACUGUUGCAUUGGAAUUCCGGUUUAUUUCACUGAUCUUCAGAGAAGGGAAGUCUUGGAUGCAGCUACCAUUGCUGGUUUGCACCCACUUCGCCUGAUUCAUGAAACAACAGCGACUGCCUUGGCAUAUGGAAUUUAUAAGACAGAUCUCCCUGAAAAUGAUCAGCUAAAUGUUGCAUUUGUAGAUGUUGGACAUGCCAGCAUGCAAGUGUGCAUUGCUGGCUUUAAGAAGGGGCAGCUGAAAGUACUGGCUCAUUCGUUUGAUAGAUCUCUAGGUGGUAGGGAUUUUGAUGAAGUUUUAUUCCAUCACUUUGCCGCCAAGUUCAAGGAAGAGUACAAGAUUGAUGUUUUCCAGAACGCCAGGGCUUGUCUAAGGCUGAGAGCUGCUUGUGAGAAGCUGAAGAAGGUUCUUAGUGCGAAUCCUGGAGCACCUCUUACCAUUGAAUGCUUAAUGGACGAGAAAGAUGUCAGGGGCUUCAUUAAGCGUGAUGAAUUUGAGCAAUUAAGUGUGCCAAUAUUGGAACGUGUUAAAAAACCUUUGGAGAAAGCUCUUGCAGAAGCAGGUCUGACAGCUGAGAAUGUACAUGUGGUUGAGGUAAUUGGUUCAGCUUCUCGUGUACCAGCUAUAAACAAGAUACUGACAGAGUUUUUCAAGAAGGAGCCUAGGCGGACAAUGAAUGCAAGUGAGUGUGUUGCCAAGGGUUGCGCCUUGCAAUGUGCUAUUCUUAGUCCGACAUUUAAAGUACGGGAGUUUCAGGUCAAUGAAAGCUUUCCUUUCCCAAUUUCUGUGUCUUGGAAAGGUUCUGGUCCAGAUCUACAGGAGAGUGGACCAGAUAAUCAGAUGAGUACUGUUGUAUUCGCUAAAGGAAAUGUCAUACCAAGCAUCAAGGCUCUGACAUUCUAUAGGCGGGAAACAUUUUCUAUUGAUGUACAGUAUGCUGAUGUGAGUGAGCUGCAGACACCUCCAAAGAUCAGCACAUAUACUAUUGGUCCUUUGCCAACUACAAAAGUUGAGAAGGCAAAAAUUAAAGUCAAAGUACGAUUGAAUCUGCAUGGAAUUGUAUCUGUUGAGUCGGCAACUCUCCUAGAGGAAGAGGAAGUUGAGGUUCCAGUGGUCAAAGUACCAGCCGAAGAAAGUGCCAAGAUGGACACUGAUGAAGCUCCUGCUGAGGCUGCAACAGAGGAGGCGGCUGCUGCGGCUGAGGCCGCUGCAGCACCUCCAAGUUCCAGUGAUGGCGAUGUUGAUAUGCAAGAUGCCAAGGCAACUGUUGACGUCCCUGGGGUGGAAAAUGGUAAAGCUGAGACUGUGGAUAAGCCUGUGCAGAUGGAUACUAAUGCUAAGGCUGAGGCUCCAAAGAAAAAGGUCAGGAAAACAAGCAUACAUGUGACAGAGUUGGUAUAUGGAGUGAUGAGUCGUUCUGAUGUCCAGAAAGCUGUAGAGAAAGAGUUUGAAAUGGCUUUGCAAGAUCGAGUGAUGGAAGAAACAAAAGAAAAGAAGAAUGCUGUUGAGGCUUAUGUUUAUGACAUGAGGAACAAGCUCAGUGACAAAUACCAUGAGUUUGUCACUGAUUCAGAGAGAGAGGCAUUUACUGCUAGACUUCAGGAGGUGGAAGACUGGUUAUAUGAAGAAGGGGAGGAUGAAAGUAAAGGUGUUUAUGUUGCCAAACUUGAGGAACUUAAGAAGCAAGGUGAUCCUAUUGAAGAACGGUACAAGGAAUACAUGGAGAGGGGCACAGUAAUCAAUCAGUUGGUCUAUUGUAUAACUAGCUACAGGGAAGCUGCAAUGUCAAACGAUCCCAAAUUUGAUCACAUUGACAUCUCUGAGAAACAGAAGGUCCUGAAUGAAUGUGUCGAAGCUGAGGCUUGGCUUAGGGAGAAGCAUCAGCAGCAGGACUCUCUUCCAAAAUAUGCUACCCCUGUACUCUUCUCAGCUGAACUAAGAAAGAAAGCUGAGGCAGUCGAUAGGUUCUGUAAGCCAAUUAUGACAAAACCAAGGCCAGCCAAGCCGGCUACUCCUGAAGCGACAGCAACACCACCGCCUCCUCAGGGUGACGAGCAGCAGCAACCUCAGGGAGAUGAUAAUGCAGGUGACAACGCAGAGCAGGCCCCACCAACAUCUACUGAACCAAUGGAGGCUGACAAGUCAGAAAAUUCAGGCGCUGCAUAAUAUUUCUUGUUAGUCUCUCAGACCUUUGUACAAGAAUGUGAAUGAGGUGGGGUUGAGAGUGGCUACUGGGAUGUCUGGUUUAGUGUCCUCUCCGUUGGGUGGUUGCAGAUAUUUAGUUAUUAUUGUUGUGACGGUAUUUGGAAUCCAAAUUUUUUUCCUUGAACGAAACGUUGGAAGGGAAAUUCAUAAUGCUAGUUGUCUAUUUUUCUCAAGUGACAGUAAGAGAGGCCAAUUCUCUGUAGGAAAAGGUUAUUUGUGUACGAUUUCUCAAGUUAAAAAUGCGACUGUGUUUCAACGAAUUUACUUCCA